UCUCUUUUGUUACACCGUUCCCCUUUACUAUAUUGUGUGUACUUUGCUUAGGUGGAUGUAAUUGAUGUGCAUCAGUCUGGGAUCUGUAUUCUACUUGUGAACAGAUAUAUUCCAACUUGAAUGUAAACAAAUUACAAGAUUAUAGUUUAGAUGUUGUGCUUCAAAAGGAAAAACGUUCGUCCUAGUGACAACACGGCUAGUUUAAAGCUUUUGGCGGCCCAGACAUUGAAGAUAGCAAGUAUUAAUGGCUUUAAAGAAUUAGAUGACUUGGAAAAUGAAUUGGAGGAGGAAAUUGCAUGGGAAAAUCGAAAAACUAGAGAUACUUUGGCUAAGAUUCGGAGAAAAGGUGAACAUAUUUUACAUGCCAAGUUCUGUCUCCUAGCUAUCGUUAUACUCAAUGUUGUAGAUUGCUGUCUUGUAAUAGGUGAACUACUAGCUGAAUUUCAUCAUAUGAAUCAUAAGAUUCAGUCUAAGGAUUCUAAUGCCGAUAAAUUUAUUCACGAACUACAGAUGCAAUACCCUAAUCAACUCGACAACAUUACUGGGGAUGGGGACACAAUCAGCGGUUUAUAUAAGAAACUACUUCUUUCUGAAGUCUGCUGGGACAACGGUACAACGCCCAUCUGUCCCUAUUCUGCUUUGAGAUCGGCGGCGACGUUCAAGAACAAAACCUCUGACUAUCUUAGAACGGAGCAAGUUUUUACUUUACAUUAUGGGAAGGUGCAUUAUCUAGAAGAGAAAAUUAGUCACAUUUUACAUUACAUUAGUGUUGCUAUACUGACCAUAUUGGUGAUUGAGACAUUUAUAAAGAUUUUUUGUACAGUGCCUAGAUUUUUCAAGCAUAAGCUGGAGAUAUUUGAUGCGUUCAUUGUGGUGAUAUCUUUAAUUCUAGAUUUAGUUUAUCUUGACGGAUUUGUUAAUAUUGACAUAGGUGACUUCGUCGUAGCAGUGUCAUUCAUUUUACCAUGGAGAAUUAUUCGAAUUCUUAAUAGUUUAAUUGUUGCUGUAAUGGAGAAACAAAGAUAUUCUCUAAAGAUAUUGUACAAACAAAAGAAGAAAGUGGAUAAAGUCAACGUAGAACAUACAAAUAAAAUAGCGGAACAAAAUAAACAAAUUGAGAAGCUAAAAGCUAUUUGUGAAUCACAUAAUGUACCAUCAUGGGAAAUACAGAAAAUUGUGGGUUUACCAGAGAAAACAUCUGCUUUAGGUAAACUUGCCUUCCGUGCAGCAGGCAGUUUGACGCCAGCGCCAAUGACACCAGCUAAUAGCAGCACCCCUAAUCUAUUUUCUACAGACUUUACAAAUGGUUCGCUACGUAGUUCUAAUAACAGCACAACCUCCCGUAAUGCCCCAUCUGGUCAUCUGGCCAUUAACGGAAGUGCUCCGCAACUUGGAAACGGGGACGUAACUCUCGUUGACGAAGGAACAAAGCCAGAAUCAAUUAACACACCAAAUGACGAUCCACCAGUUUCAUCAUCGGACAAAUUAAACGAAGACUCACACGUUUCAAAAUUGUAAAACGUACGGGAACGUUUACAUUUAUUGCUGUUUACGAUAAAGUUACAAUACCGGUAUUGAAAAGUUGUUCGUAGCUGUUUUAGGGCUCAUUCGUUUGUCUGUUUUAUAGGCAGUUUGUUUUGAUUCUUCUGAGACGAGAAAGAUUAAUCUGAGAGCCACAUUAAGGGAGAUAACUAGAUUACUAUUGGUCUUUGUUUCUUCUUCUUCAAUGAAUAUCGAACACUCUCGAAAAAAUCGGAUGAAGACAAAUCGUGUGCAAAAUGAACUUGAUCGUGUGUGUUUAAUAAUUGUUAUUGGCUAUGAUAGGCGCAUGUAAAAACUAUAACCAUAGAUAAAGUUUUUUGGACGAUAAAAGCAGUAUGAAUUUUACAGACAACAUUUGAAAGUUGAACACCAUUUUUAUAAAUGGCGGCUUCAAUCGGGCUGAUUUGGUGGACAGAAGUCUCUAUCUGCAUUUUAUUUGUAUUUAUUUAUUCUGUAUAACACUGACUCUCUUAGUCUCUUGAAAUCUUGAAAUCAUAAGGUAACCUUUAAAUCCACCAUAAAUUGUCAUAAUAACAAAUAAUCAUUACGAGACACUCUGUCACCGGAUAAAGCAAUAAACUAUAACACAUAUGUAUGGAAGGACAAGUACUAAUUUCUUUGGACGACGUUUCCAAGAGUAUUCUCUCAAUACUAUAUGAUUCGCCUUUUGCUGCCCCUAUUACGGUACAUUAUUAAGUUUGUUAUUAUAAAUUAGUGCUAUAUUGAUAAUGUUAAAGGGGCAACAAUCCAGACAGUUCACAUAGUAAAGAUGUGUACUAUUUUGCUUGGAAUUAAGACAGUUCUUAAAAUGUGGUUUACUGUAUUUGAGUUCCAUUUCUUAUUGACGAUGUUAAAGACAGUCGAUCUAUUUCUAAGUUUGGGUUCCUGUCUGUAUUUUAAGUAGUUCCCUUAGUUUCAUUAGACAUGACCUCAUUUGCUUUAAAUUUUAAAGUGCAGAAUAGGUUGCAUUUAAUAUGAUAAUGUUUCGCAAGACCAAUGUAAUUUUCUACAUUAAAUUUUUACGUCCGUUGAGAUAGAAUUAGUACACUUAAACUUCCGUAACUUUGUGGAAAUAGCAAUUAAUGAUCCAAAGCUUGCUCUGUCAUAUCGGAUCAACCGAAUCCAACGCUUCUGGGAGUGUGUCUGAGAUUUUAUUGUGAAAUAUUGGGUAUUAUAAUAUAGGUAUAGGUCAUUUGUAAAUAGCGGUAAAAUAUAUAUUAUUUAAAUCUAUGCAACGGGGAUUAGUGUCUAUAUGCAUUUUGCUGUAGUUAAAUAGUUAAAUAGUUUAUACCUUGUGGCUUCAUUUUUAGUUUUAAUCAACGCUGAACAUGAUUAUUAGUAUACCAUUGAUUUAAUUUAAAUACUAUCAUUUUUUAAGCGUGCCCUAAUUUUAAUAUUGGAAACCAUUUUGAAAUGUACUUAACGGUAGAGUCUAUAAAAGGGGUGUAUUCUAUGGAAUAUAUAUCAUACAAAAUAAUUCUAUUUAAUAAGUACCAUGCUUUAAAAGCGCCGAGAUCUUAAUUUUUAAUAUUGGUACCUUUUUUUAAUAUUGGUAAGCGUUUUGAAAAAAAAUGUACUAAUAUCUUUAAUAUAGGAGAUGAAUUCUCGAUGAUAUCUAUUAAAAUAAUUAUAUAUAAUUAAUAUCAAUAUUUAAAGGUACCUUAGUUUUUAAUGAUGGAAACCAUUUUGAAAAGGAUAAUCGGUAUCUGUAUCGUUAAUGGAGGAUGAAUUCUCCGUGACGUCUAUCAUACAAAUUCAUUAUAAAUAAUUGGUAUCAUGUUUCAAAGGUACCCUGAUAUUAGAUAUUGGAAACCGUUUUAGAAAUUCAUUUACAGGUGGUGUCUUUAACGGGAAUUACUUUUUAUGUAACUGCUGUCAUAAUUAAAGGUGAUGUUGUUUCUUUAGAUACCCCGAUUUACUGCUAUACACGGAAUAUGUAAAUAAAACGCAAAAUGGCGCCUUGUAAAAAUAUUUCAAACAGGCUACCGAAUUUGUUUCUAUUUUAUUAUGAUAUUCAUGAAUUAAAGUGCUUUGUAAUAUUAAACAUAAUCUGUCUUUAAUGCUCAUCUAAGACAUUUUAUGCAAUAUGUUUUUUUUAUACAUAAUAUGACUUACGGCGAUCUCGUUCUACAGAUUUUACAUUCUUUUUUCUUAGAUUAAAUGUUAGAUAAGCUAUAUUAUUCAAUGACAUUGUACAGAUCUUAUUAUUAUGCAAUUAUGUAAUAAUAAUGCAAUUACAUAUACAAUAUAUAGAUACUUACUUUGAAUAACAUUACAAAGUUUUUGUUUAUUUUUUGAUAAAAUAAAUUCUUUAACUUA
Molecule: messenger RNA, 3861 nt
Organism: Patella vulgata (common limpet)
Lineage: Eukaryota; Metazoa; Mollusca; Gastropoda; Patellidae
Exons: 10
Coding region: 151-1518 (455 amino acids)
Biological process (GO): proton transmembrane transport
Cellular component (GO): plasma membrane
Molecular function (GO): voltage-gated proton channel activity
Source: RefSeq, a predicted model, not a curated record